GUAAUGUAUUUUUAUGUGGUGUAGACAGAAGGACAAUUGUAUAUCCCCUAACUCCGGAUAAGAAGAAGAUUAUAUAAAAAAAUUAUGCUUAAAUGCUCAUUUUAUCUCUGAAAGUUGAACACUAUUUCUACCUCUCAAACAAAAACACCCAAAAGGAACUGAUGUCGACAGGUAAAUCACAAAUUGAAGUGGUUACAGCUAAUGGAUUUUCUACUUUAGAGAAAGGCAGUUCCUCUCGUACAUCUACGUAUGAGGAUUUUGUCCAAAAUUCUGAACUUUUCUGGGAUACGCUCCGAGAUUUUUUCCAAUCUUCUGGUGGAGAACUUAAGAUUCCUGUUGUGGAAGGAAAACGUCUCGAUCUGCAUCGGCUGUUCAUUGAGGUCACAUCUCGUGGUGGUCUUGAAGAGGUGAUCAACAAUCGCAGAUGCAAAGAAGUGAUUGAAGUAUUUAAGUUUAAGACAGCAGUAACAAAUGCAGCACAUGUUUUAAAGACUAAUUAUCGUAAAACGCUCCUUCAGUUUGAGCAUGCGUACUUCCAAGCUCCGCGCUCUACAUUUCAGGGCAAUGGCAUGGAAAUGAAACCUGGCGCCGUGGUUACUGGGAGGAUUGAUGAGAAGUUCGGAAGCGGUUACCUGGUAACCAUGAAGAUGGGCUCAAAAGAGUUCAAAGGAGUGAUAUUCCACACUUCUUCUCAAGAGGAUCCUACAACUCAUAGGAAUAAGAGAGCCAAGUCAUCUCAUGGACGACCUAAGUUCCCAAGAAGCAGUUAUAACUUCUUCUUUGCCGAGCAACACGUGAGGAUUAAAGCUGAGGGCGGUGGACGAAAGGGACCUUUCACCAAGGAAAUUGCGGAAAUGUGGAAGAAUCUCUCUGAAUCUGAUAAAAAGGUUUAUCAAGAGAUAUUUCUUAAGGAUAAGGAGAGGUACAAGAUGGAGUUGUCACAGGACAAAGCUUCAAAGUAUUCUUAUGCGGCGAAAAUUGUAGCUGCGACUGAUGCAGUGGAAACUGUAGCUGAGACCAAUGCAACAGAAACUGUAGCUGCCGUCAAUGCAGCGGAAACUGUAGCUGCGACCAAUGCUGCGGAAGCUGUUGCUGAGACCGAUGCUGCGGAAACUGUAGCUGAUACCGAUGCAGCGGAAGCUGUAGCUGAGACUGAUGCAAUGGAAAUUGUAGCUGAGACUGAUGCAGCGGAAACUGUAGCUGCGACCAAUGCUGCGGAAGCUGUAGCUGAGACCAAUGCUGCGGAAACUGUAGCUGAUACCGAUGCAGUGAAAGCUGUAGCUGAGACCGAUGCAGCGGAAGCUGUAGCUGAGACUGAUGCAAUGGAAAUUGUAGCUGAGACUGAUGCAGCGGAAACUAUAGCUGUGACUGAUGCAAUGGAAAUUGUAGCUGAGACCAAUGCAGCAAAAGCUGUAGCUGAGACCGAUGCAGCGGAAACUGUAGCUGCGACUGAUGCAGCGGAAACUGUAGUUGUGACUGAUCCAAUGGAAAUUGUAGCUGAGACCGAUGCAGCAAAAACUGUAGCUGAGACCGAUGCAGCGGAAACUGUAGCUGCGACUGAUGCAGCGGAAACUGUAGCUGUGACUGAUGCAAUGGAAAUUGUAGCUGCGACUGAUGCAGCUGCAAGUGCAAGUGCAUCGGAGACUGUGGAUGAGGCAAGUGAGUAGUGUUAAUUUCUCUAUUGUUGUCUUAUUUAUUUGUUGGAACUUUAUGAGAACUUCCGUCUUUAAUAAUAAGUUGUAGAACUGGCAAUAUGCAACUUUUUCAUUCAACUAUUUCUGUU
Messenger RNA from Camelina sativa (false flax), 1783 nucleotides. RefSeq names its product putative high mobility group B protein 11. Gene Ontology annotation, molecular function: DNA binding. Lineage: Eukaryota; Viridiplantae; Streptophyta; Magnoliopsida; Brassicales; Brassicaceae. The record is from RefSeq and is a predicted model, not a curated record.